Molecule: messenger RNA, 1078 nt
Organism: Daphnia pulicaria
Lineage: Eukaryota; Metazoa; Arthropoda; Branchiopoda; Diplostraca; Daphniidae
Exons: 4
Coding region: 63-1070 (335 amino acids)
Source: RefSeq, a predicted model, not a curated record
CCCACCAAGCAGAGAAUUUUGUGCUAGAUUGAGUUUAGUUAUAGGUUUUUAUAACGUUGACAAUGUCGCUGCUGCUCAUCCGGAGCGCUUCGUUGCGAUAUGUGCUUCGUUCAUCCGCCGUUCUUUUACUUGUAGGUCUCAUUCUAAUGAUGACGACUACCUUCCUGGAAUCAUUAUUCCAUUUCACACUUGAAAAGCAACGUUUCAGCAAGCCCGAGUCGUCAUUUUUGAAUUUUAACAACGAAACUGGUUCCGAGCACUUCAUCGUUCCGAACAUCAUCCACUUGAUCCGGUUCAGCAAACCGGAAUUCUCUUUUAUCGAUUACAUUUGCAUUCAGGCGGCUUUUCGCAACCACCGACCCGAGCAUUUCUACAUUCACACAGACGCAGCAGACCAAACAUUCAGAGGCAAGUACUGGGAAUUAAUUGAAAACGAUCUCGAGCUAAGAUCGCACAUCCGCAUCCUGCCACUGCAGCCGCCGUCUGAGAUCUUUGGCCAACAGAUUGAACCCGAUUUGAGAGUUUAUCACGGUGGCGACAUUGCCCGCAUUAAAACUCUAAUGAAAUACGGCGGAAUUUAUUUAGAUAACGACGUCUACGUCAUCAAAAAUCUCGAUAAGUAUCGCAAAUUUGAAUUGGCCAUCAAUUGGGACGAAGGACAGUUUCUCGGGACUCAGGUGAUCGUCGCUAAUCGACAAUCUCGUUUUCUGCCCUUGUGGCUCGAUUCCUAUCACGAAUAUCAUCCGGAAUUGUGGUAUUACAAUGCAGGGGAGCGACCGACAACGGAAAUUUUGUUUCAUCACCCGGAAUUGAUUCAUCGAGUGAAAGUGCAAUUCGGAGCUGAUCUUGUUCUUUCUUUAAAUCUUUAUACCGAAAAAGAUUUUGAUUGGCGUUCGCUGGAUACCAUUCAUCUCAUGAUCAAUCAUCGCAGUUAUCUGGAUCCUAAUUACAAUCAAACACCUUCCUUUGAUGAAAAAAUAGUUCAAACGUAUCCUUAUCCAUUUGGAGAGAUGGCCCGAGAAAUGGUCUUGGCUUCUGCAAUGGAAACUUUAAUUGACCGAAAGAUUUAAUACACAUU